ACGACGUCGCAGGAUGUCGCACCGGACUGCUUAACCCUAACCAUUAAAAUCUCCCCCUUCCUUCCUUCCUUUCGAACCAAACACACAGUAAAACGCUAAAGCCCUCUGUAAGCCGUCGCCGCUAAUUUCUCCAAAUCAGGACAGGGAGAAGAUGGGAGGGUCGCGAAGAAAAUUGAAGCGGUCAAAACCAAAGGUGCAAGUGGGACUGCCAAAGAAGAAGCCAGGAGUAUUCAAGCCUGCGUUCUCUCUUCCUCCCAAGCUUCUAAACUCCUUGGCGGACAAAGGCCCUAUAUGGGACGACAAAGGUAGCGUCAUUCACAAUUACAAGUCAUUCGGCGUCGUCUCCAAUCCCAACUUGCUCAGCGUUAGAUCUCGUACUCCUCAUAUUGUGGAAAGCGAUUCCCUUCAGGUUCCCCUUCCUCCUGCUGCCACCGAUGAUGCCCCUGCGGAAUCGGAGCUCCUCGAUCCCGGUAGCGACCUCGAAGAAGACGACUUGAAAUCAGCUUUAGGAAAGAAGCGAAGAGAUGGAAAAAGUGCACCAUCUCAACCUUUGACAGCAAUGCAACGGCUUCAUGUUGGACGACUGGUAGAUAAAUAUGGAGAUGAUUAUCAGGGUAUGUUCAUGGAUAUGAAGCUAAAUACCAUGCAACAUUCAAUUGCGACUCUACAGAAGCUCUGUGAGAGGUACCAUAUGUAUAAAAAUAAGAAUCCCCUGCUUGUGGCUAAUUCUUAAAUACUCUGGAUUAGUUAUAUGACUAAAGGAUGAAACUUGUAUCCAUUGAUGGCAUUCUGAAGCUGCACUUGGAUUUCGCGGGAAUCUUUUUGCAUUGGAUCAGCUAAAUUUUGCGUGAGAGGAAAUGCUUUUCAUCAUUAUAUAUUUUUCAGUCCUUUGGAAUUUUUGAAAGGUGCUGCAAAAUCAAAUCAAACAUUAUGUAUGGGGGAAUUUUGCUUUCCAUUGUUCCCGUUGGAGGGCGGAAAUUCUAGAUUCUAAAGGGUGCAAUGGACAUGAACAAAUCGUAUUCAGUUGAAACUCACAGA
Prosopis cineraria is the source of this 1038-nucleotide messenger RNA. RefSeq lists its product as uncharacterized. The transcript is spliced from 3 exons. Lineage: Eukaryota; Viridiplantae; Streptophyta; Magnoliopsida; Fabales; Fabaceae. The coding region runs from base 152 to 733 and encodes 193 amino acids. Gene Ontology annotation, biological process: ribosomal large subunit biogenesis. The record is from RefSeq and is a predicted model, not a curated record. Gene Ontology annotation, cellular component: nucleolus.